Neoarthrinium moseri is the source of this 1203-nucleotide messenger RNA. RefSeq lists its product as uncharacterized. The record is from RefSeq and is a predicted model, not a curated record. Gene Ontology annotation, molecular function: ATP-dependent diacylglycerol kinase activity. Gene Ontology annotation, cellular component: endoplasmic reticulum membrane. NCBI's taxonomy places the organism in Eukaryota, Fungi, Ascomycota, Sordariomycetes, Amphisphaeriales, Apiosporaceae. Gene Ontology annotation, biological process: phosphatidic acid biosynthetic process. Bases 1 to 1203 code for a protein of 400 amino acids. The transcript has a single exon.
AUGUCUACUCGCGGCAAGCCGGUCAUUCCGGCAACACCUCGCGUCAUUUCUCCGAGCCCAACACCUUCAGAAACCCUCCUCGAUGGCUCCCAAGAUUCAUAUUUCGGGCCUGUUACCCGUUCGGCUGCGCGAAGGCGUCAAACUGGCAGCAGCAUCACACCCCAGCUGCCUAUCGAGGAAAACGUGGAUGAAGAGUCGGAUCCAGAUCUUCGGCGGGCCCGGACGCGAUCUCGAAGCCCGAUCAAGACACGCACAGUCGCGGGUCUCUCGUCCACUACGAAGCCACGAUCGAAACGGGUUGCCAAAGCCCCCGAACAAGAGCUGAACGAACAUGCCAAUGGGAUGUUCACGACAUCCAAUGGCCACCUUGCGCCGACGCCAGUAUCCCCGACGGGCUGGAACUGGCGAGACUUUAGUCGCAGCCCAAGCCCCUUGGGCUUGAUUCCAAUACACCGACACUUCAGAACGUUGGUACACAAGCAUGAGGUCCCAAGGAAGGUCCUGCACGUGUCGAUCGGUUUCCUGGUGUAUUGGCUCUACGUAACUGGUACACAGACAUCGAGGGUCACCCCUUGGCUAAUGGGAUUUCUGAUACCCAUUGCCACCACCGACUUCCUCCGGCACACAUAUGCGUCACUAAAUCGGUUUUACGUCAAGUGCCUUGGUGCCUUUAUGCGGGAAAGCGAGUAUUCUGGAUACAACGGCGUCAUUUUCUAUCUCUUGGGGGCCUGGAUCGUUCUCCAUUUCUUCCCCAAGGACGUGGCUGUUGUUUCUGUCAUGCUCCUUAGCUGGUGCGAUACUGCCGCUAGUACGUUUGGUCGACUAUACGGCAGACAUACUCCCCGAAUCAGACGAGGCAAGUCCCUUGCAGGCUCACUCGCUGCACUCCUGGUGGGUGUCAUCACGGCCGGUUGGUUCUGGGGUUGGCUCGCCCCACGAACCCCCUCUUUCCCAGGCGACGAGUUGCAUCCUUUCAUGUUCAGCGGCUCCCUGCGCUUACCUCACUUCGUCACGGGCUUGCUUGGAUUGAGCGAAGAGCAAACAACGAUUAGUGGAGUCCCCGCCUUGGGCCUGAUGAGCUUAUGGUCCGGGUUCGUUGCGGCCGGCAGCGAGGUGAUCGAUGUUUUUGGCUGGGAUGAUAAUCUCACGAUACCGGUCCUGAGCGGCAUCGGCAUAUGGGGAUUUCUCAAGAUUUUUGGUUAA